Notolabrus celidotus (New Zealand spotty) is the source of this 1067-nucleotide messenger RNA. Its product is annotated as actin-related protein 2/3 complex subunit 5-like. Gene Ontology annotation, biological process: Arp2/3 complex-mediated actin nucleation; regulation of actin filament polymerization; cell migration. The transcript has 4 exons. Gene Ontology annotation, molecular function: actin filament binding. NCBI's taxonomy places the organism in Eukaryota, Metazoa, Chordata, Actinopteri, Labriformes, Labridae. Bases 80 to 532 code for a protein of 150 amino acids. Gene Ontology annotation, cellular component: Arp2/3 protein complex; cytoplasm; actin cytoskeleton. The record is from RefSeq and is a predicted model, not a curated record.
AAGUGCCCGGGGCUCUGGUCUGUGCUCAGUGUUCGUGUUUUCUGUCUCACGGUUAGAUCCUCUGUGUUUCUGCGGGGAAAUGUCUAAAAACACGAUCUCCGCUCAGUUCAGGAGGGUGGACGUGGAUGAAUACGAUGAGAACAAGUUUGUGGAUGAAGACGACGGAGGGGAGAACCAGAGCGGUCCAGACGAGGCGGAGGUGGACUCCCUGCUCAGACAGGGGAACAUGAACGCAGCUCUCCUGGCGGUGCUGAAGAACCCUCCCAUCACACCAAGAACCAGAACACCAAGGUACUCGGCGGAGCAGCUGGUGCUGCGGGUGCUGAGCAGUUUUAAGAGCAGUGACAUCGAGAAGGCUGUGGGCUCUCUGGACAGAGCUGGAGUGGACCUGCUGAUGAAAUACAUCUACAGAGGCUUCGAGAAGCCGUCCGACAACAGCAGCGCCGUGCUGCUGCAGUGGCACGAAAAGGCUCUGGCUGUAGGAGGAGUGGGAUCUAUAGUCCGAGUCCUGACUGCCAGGAAGACCGUGUGAUGGUCCCUCUGGUACCAGAUGUUGGUCUGACCGACACUCGAUCAUCGGAGCUGAGCGCAGAGACAAGCCUCUUCUUCUGUUUUUAUUUUUAUACUGAAGUCCUUCCUCAGUCCUCUGGUCUCACUCUGAGCAGGGGGACUCAGAGGGGCUGGCGGUCUGUCGGGGGGUGCUGGCACCUCGCACUGUCUGUCAGCCACGCAGGGAGGACACAUUCACGCUUCACCUGAACUCUCUCUCUAAAGCUGCUCUGUGCUCUGAUGCCUCCGCUGGCUCCUAUAACACCUCCUCUUCCUCUUCUUCCUCCUCGUCCUCCUCUGAAGCCUCUCUGUCCUCCAGGUUCAGUAAAUGGAACAGCUUGCUUUCAGAUGGAGGAUGCUUUCCUGUGUUGUCUCAGUGCAUGCUGGGAUACCUCUCCUUUCUUUACUGUGAGACCAUCUUUGUUUAUCGUCUGUUUGUUUUCUACUCACGUCAUGAUUCUGUUGUUUGGGGCCUGUUUUUUAUAUCUGAAAAAUAAAGUGCUAUACCUGAAAAUGGA